Molecule: messenger RNA, 894 nt
Organism: Aplosporella prunicola CBS 121167
Lineage: Eukaryota; Fungi; Ascomycota; Dothideomycetes; Botryosphaeriales; Aplosporellaceae
Exons: 1
Biological process (GO): transcription initiation at RNA polymerase I promoter; nucleolar large rRNA transcription by RNA polymerase I
Cellular component (GO): RNA polymerase I core factor complex
Molecular function (GO): TBP-class protein binding; RNA polymerase I general transcription initiation factor activity; RNA polymerase I core promoter sequence-specific DNA binding
Source: RefSeq, a predicted model, not a curated record
CAUGACUCCGACCCUGACGACGACGACGACGACGGCGACGACGGCGACGACGUUGCCUUGACGCCUGCCGAUGCGCUUCAGUACCGCGUCGCCGGCCUUGAUCCCCAGACCGCCCGACCUCCACCCCCCUUCCCCCACGCCGCAGCCACCCGCACCGAGCCAAAGCUCUCGCCAGCCGCCAUCCAGAAGGAGCUGGCAAGCCUUGACCCUCCCGUCUACGCAUCCGGCCUAUCGUCAACCGCUCGUGUAACAUCUGCUUCAUCCCAACCGCCGACGAACUUGCGCCAGCACCAUCUCGGCGUGAUGACCGCGGUGAUGCAUAGCUGCUUACUCAAAGGUGACUAUCAACGGGCAGGCCGUGCCUGGGGAAUGAUCUUGAGAGGCAAUUACCAUGGAAAGAGCAUGGAUGUGCGAACCAGCGGAAGAUGGGGCGUUGGUGCUGAAAUUCUCUUGCAUCGAUACUCCCAAAAGGAAAACAACGCCGUCGAUUUGCUCUUCACCGAGGAAGGCUUCAAGGCUGCCCGAGACUACUACGAGCGGCUGAUUUUGGAAUACCCUUACCGCCAGACUCAUCAGCGCUUCACAAACUCGCUUACCUUUUAUCCAGCUAUGUUUGGUUUAUGGAUACAUGAGAUUUGCGAGACAAAAAACGCUAGCAUUGCGAUGAUCGAAAAGUCCUCCAACAACACCUCAGACCUAGAUGAUGACACUGCCGAGUCCAUGUCAGAUAUUGAGGACCGUGAGGCCCAAAUCAUUGCAGUUAAAGCAAAAGAGUUGAAGCAGGCCAAAGAACUAGCGCAGCGACUCGACGAACUGUUCCUUUCUCCGCCUUUUGAUAAGCACGCGGAUCUGCUGAGACUACGAGGCAUGGUUUCCUUAUGGAUUGGCGAUCUU